AUGUCUAUCACAACAGAAAUGACUUCAGCCGAAGUCGAAAUCCCCAAGUUGUCGAUCGUGGUCGAGUUCACAGGUGGCCUUGAGAUGCUAUUUUCAGAUCAGCGCCGGCAUUCGCUGUCUAUACCAGCUACUAAUAAGGAGGGCAAGCCGAUAACGAUCGCUGGCCUGAUCGAUUAUCUGUGCGAGAAUACUAUGAAAGACACCCGGAAAGAGCUCUUCGUGCUCGAAGAUCAUCUGCGGCCUGGUAUCCUUGUCUUGAUCAACGAUGCCGACUGGGAGCUAGAGGGCGAGGAGGCUUACGAAAUCCAGGCAGGGGACAACAUCCUAUUCGUCUCUACGCUACAUGGCGGAUAA
This is a messenger RNA of Annulohypoxylon truncatum, 354 nucleotides long. Its product is annotated as ubiquitin related modifier 1. Gene Ontology annotation, molecular function: protein tag activity. The transcript is spliced from 3 exons. Gene Ontology annotation, cellular component: cytoplasm; nucleus. The record is from RefSeq and is a predicted model, not a curated record. NCBI's taxonomy places the organism in Eukaryota, Fungi, Ascomycota, Sordariomycetes, Xylariales, Hypoxylaceae. Bases 1 to 354 code for a protein of 117 amino acids. Gene Ontology annotation, biological process: tRNA thio-modification; protein urmylation.